Messenger RNA from Hirundo rustica (Barn swallow), 2799 nucleotides. RefSeq names its product SPG7 matrix AAA peptidase subunit, paraplegin (gene SPG7). Gene Ontology annotation, cellular component: m-AAA complex; membrane. Bases 12 to 2342 code for a protein of 776 amino acids. Gene Ontology annotation, molecular function: metalloendopeptidase activity; ATP-dependent peptidase activity; ATP hydrolysis activity. Gene Ontology annotation, biological process: protein-containing complex assembly; mitochondrial protein processing. The record is from RefSeq and is a predicted model, not a curated record. The transcript is spliced from 17 exons. NCBI's taxonomy places the organism in Eukaryota, Metazoa, Chordata, Aves, Passeriformes, Hirundinidae.
GAGCGGCGGACAUGGCGCUGCUGCUGCGGAUGGGGCUCCUCCGCGGCCGCUGCGCCUUUUGGCGGCCGCCCGCAGCCGCCUGGGCCCGGCCCCGCGGCUGUGCCCUCGGUGGGGUUCGUGGCCUGCAGAGCCUCCUGGCACCAACACUUUCCCUACCACGUCAAGGCCUCGGUGGAGUCCUGACAAAACAGCACGUAAUCCGGGAUCCAGUCAGACUUUGGAAUCUCCUGGGUAGCACCUCCUGGUUUGCUACAUCCAGCUCUCGGGGGAGCAGCCAGAAGAAUGGAGGAUUCAAGAAGAAAUCUCCACAGGAGGAAGAUGAGGAAGAGAAACGCAGGAGAAGGGAGAAUCAGAUGCACCUGGAACGUUUGCGGGCGCUGCUGAUCCUCACCGUCAUCGUGCUGAUGCUUCGCUUCAUGAUCAGCGAGAACAGGGAAGGGACCAACAUCUCCUGGAACUACUUUGUGAACGAGAUGCUGGCCAAGGGGGAGGUGCAGAGGAUCGAGGUGGUGCCUGAGAGUGACAUUGUGGAGAUUUAUCUGCACCCGGGUGGAACUCCGCAUGGGCAAGUUAACGUGACCCUGCUGUACACCAUGCGCGUGGCAAACAUCGACAAAUUCGAAGAGAAGCUCAGAGCUGUGGAGGAUGAGCUGAAUAUUGAUGAGAAAGACAGAAUCCCCAUUUCCUACAAACACCCUGGCUUUUAUGGAAAUGAUGUCCUUUCCCUGAUAGUGACACUGGUGGCCGUGUCCAUGCUGUGGAGCAUCUUCCGCCUCUUCAGGGUGGCGAGCAGGGCCGGAGGCUUCAACGCCUUUAACCAGCUGAAGAUGGCUCGUUUCACCAUUGUGGAUGGGAAAUCUGGGAAAGGGAUCGGCUUCAAGGAUGUAGCAGGAAUGCACGAGGCGAAAAUGGAAGUCAAGGAAUUUGUGGACUAUUUAAAGAAUCCCGAUCGCUACCUCCAGCUCGGGGCCAAAGUGCCCAAGGGUGCCUUGUUGCUGGGCCCACCAGGCUGUGGGAAGACUUUGCUGGCCAAGGCCGUGGCUACAGAGGCCCAGGUGCCGUUUUUGGCCAUGGCAGGCUCCGAGUUCGUGGAGGUGAUUGGAGGCCUGGGAGCCGCUCGUGUCCGGAGCCUGUUCCGGGAAGCGCAGGCUCGCGCUCCCUGCAUCGUCUAUAUCGAUGAGAUCGAUGCCGUGGGCAAGAAGCGCUCCACCAACGUGUCUGGCUUUGCCAAUGCCGAGGAGGAGCAGACCCUAAACCAGCUGCUGGUGGAAAUGGACGGAAUGGGGACCACGGAUCACGUCAUAGUGCUGGCUUCCACCAACCGCGCCGAUGUCCUGGACAACGCUCUGAUGAGACCUGGGAGGCUGGACAGGCACAUCUUUAUUGAUCUCCCAACACUCCAGGAGAGGAAGGAGAUCUUUGAGCACCACCUGAAGGGCCUCAAGCUGAUCCAGGACGGCAGUUUCUACUCGCAGCACCUGGCAGAGCUGACCCCAGGAUUCAGUGGAGCUGACAUAGCAAAUAUCUGCAAUGAAGCUGCUCUUCACGCUGCCAGGGAAGGGCACAAAUCCAUCGAUACCUCCAACUUCGAGUAUGCUGUGGAAAGAGUCAUUGCAGGCACUGCCAAAAGAAGUAAGAUCUUGUCACCAGAAGAGAGGAAGGUGGUGGCGUUCCACGAAUCCGGGCACGCGCUGGUCGGGUGGCUGCUGGAGCACACCGAGGCCGUCAUGAAGGUGUCCAUAGCCCCUCGGACAAACGCGGCGCUGGGAUUCGCACAGAUCCUGCCCCGGGAGCAGUACCUGUUCACCAAGGAGCAGCUGCUGGAGAGGAUGUGUAUGGCCCUGGGGGGGAGAGUGGCCGAGGCCAUCACCUUUAACAAGGUCACCACAGGAGCACAGGAUGACCUGAAGAAGGUGACCAAGAUUGCCUACUCCAUGGUGAAGCAGUACGGGAUGGUGCCCAGCAUCGGGCAGAUCUCCUUCCCAGACCCGGAGAGUGCCGCUGGCAUCGGCCGGCGCCCCUUCAGCCAGGGCCUGCAGCAAAUGAUGGACCACGAAGCCAAAACCUUGGUGGCUCAGGCUUACAGGCGCACAGAAAAGCUCCUGCUGGAGAACCGGGACAAGCUGCAAACACUGUCCAAUGCCCUCCUGGAGAAGGAAGUGAUCAAUUACGACGACAUCGAAGCGCUGAUCGGGCCCCCGCCCCACGGGCCCAAGAAGAUGAUUGCUCCUCAGAGCUGGCUGCAGGCAGAGAGGGACAAGCAGGACACCAGGGAGGAGGAGACACCUCCCCAGCCACCAAACCAAGAGGAGGAGGAGGAGCCACGCCUGAGACCGGUGUGAACCCACUCCCAUGUGGAAUGGGAGGGCUCCGGAGGCUUCUUUGGGACACAGACCCUUUGCCUUCUCAGCUCCAGAAACAAAGAUGCUGAGCAGGGAAUUGCUGGGCUGCUGCUGCUGCUACCCCAAAAUUAAAGGAUGGCUACAUUGGUUCUUUGAGCUGUAUCCUGCAGGAAGGGGAAUUCCUCAGGAUUUCAGAACUGAUUCCUAGCAGGGUGGUGGUGGUGAUUAGGAGUUGGGUAAGUCUGAUCUGCUGUAGGUUUCUUGUACACUGGAGCAGGGAACGUAUUCCAGUGGGUGGAAGAUCCCAUGUAAGCCGCUUGUGGCUGUGCUCUGUGCCGUGGCAGGAGGGCAGGGCUGUGCCCUCAGCAUGGGGACACCCCUGUGGGGCUGAGCUCUUGUGUAACCUUUGAGCACAACACGCAAACAGCCCUGGCUGGAAUAAACUGCCCACAACGUG